Molecule: messenger RNA, 6492 nt
Organism: Apodemus sylvaticus (European woodmouse)
Lineage: Eukaryota; Metazoa; Chordata; Mammalia; Rodentia; Muridae
Gene: Rims3
Product: regulating synaptic membrane exocytosis 3
Exons: 8
Coding region: 528-1451 (307 amino acids)
Biological process (GO): regulation of synaptic plasticity; positive regulation of synaptic transmission; calcium ion-regulated exocytosis of neurotransmitter
Cellular component (GO): cytoskeleton of presynaptic active zone; presynaptic membrane
Molecular function (GO): transmembrane transporter binding; small GTPase binding
Source: RefSeq, a predicted model, not a curated record
CUCCCGCCAGCCGUGGCUCGAGCUUUGCACCCGGCGGCGACUGAGAACUGUGUGGCGACUGCGGAGCCAGCAGCGCAGGCGGGCGGAGCAGAGCUGUCCGGCCCGGUGGCGGGCGAUGCCCCCGUGAGUCUCUGUCGCUGCCCCUCCCCGCCCCGCGUCCCUACCCUUUCGGAGUCCGCGCCCGCUUGGGGCCGGGCCGCGCCUACCGCCGGGUCCGCGGGGCGGGGUCCCGGGGCAGCACCUGCCUUGCCUUGCGGCGCCACUCCGCCAGCGGAACCCCGCUCCAGGCGUGGACCCCGGCCCCACCUCGGGACCCUGUCAUCACAUUUCUUCCCCCUGGAAGCCUGCCUGAUUGCCUUUACCUCCUUUUCUGAAAAUUGGUGUCUCAGCAGAAUUGAGGCUUCGUGCUGAUUCCCUGGGGGGCGGAGGGGGGCUGGGCUGUUAAGAGAGCACAGCCCCUUGUGAUGGGAGCACCACACUCAGACUCUGCAGCUUGAAUUGCCUGAAGCCCUGUCAUCCUGGGGACCAUGUUUAACGGGGAGCCUGGUCCAGCCUCGGCUGGGGCCUCCAGGAAUGUAGUAAGGAGCUCCAGCAUCAGCGGUGAGAUCUGUGGAUCCCAGCAAGCCGGAGGUGGGGCCGGGACCACCACAGCCAAGAAACGGCGCAGCAGCCUGGGUGCCAAGAUGGUGGCUAUCGUUGGCUUGACCCAGUGGAGCAAAAGCACACUACAGCUCCCCCAGCCUGAAGGGGCCACUAAGAAGCUUCGCAGCAACGUUCGACGGAGCACAGAGACUGGCAUUGCUGUGGAGAUGCGAAGCCGUGUAACCCGCCAGGGCAGCCGGGAGUCUACCGACGGGAGCACCAACAGCACCAGCUCCGAGGGCACGUUUAUUUUCCCCACACGGCUUGGAGCUGAAAGCCAGUUCAGUGACUUUCUGGAUGGCCUGGGACCAGCCCAGAUUGUGGGGCGUCAGACACUGGCCACACCUCCCAUGGGAGACGUGCACAUUGCCAUGGUGGACCGGAGCGGCCAGCUAGAGGUAGAGGUGAUUGAAGCUCGGGGCCUGACGCCCAAACCAGGCUCCAAAUCCCUCCCAGCCACCUAUAUCAAGGCUUACCUGCUGGAGAACGGGGCUUGUGUAGCCAAGAAAAAGACCAAGCUGGCCAAGAAGACUUGCGAUCCCUUGUUCCAGCAAGCACUGCUCUUUGAUGAGGGGCCCCAAGGCAAGGUUCUGCAGGUGAUCGUCUGGGGAGACUACGGCCGUAUGGACCACAAGUGCUUCAUGGGAAUGGCCCAGAUCAUGCUGGACGAGCUGGACCUGAGCGCCGCAGUCACUGGCUGGUACAAACUCUUCCCCACAUCCUCUGUGGCCGACUCCACACUCGGAUCCCUCACCAGGCGCCUGUCUCAGUCCUCUUUGGAGAGUGCCACCAGCCCCUCGUGCUCCUAAGGACCUCGAUGAGGACAAGAGGCCAGGGGCUCUUGGGGAAUGGGAACCUGCUGGCCCCAUCCCCCACCCCCUGUACAUACUCUCCAUGUCCUUCUGGAUCCCCUACCCUGCUGCAUGCUUGUUGGCCACUGGGCUUGUCCCAGCUGGCAGUGGAGACUGUAGUGUGUGUCCGUGCGUCUGUGUGUGUGUGUGUCCACAUAUCUGUCCGUUUGUCUGUGUACAAUCAGUCCUAGUGAUCAUAUGGACUAUUAAGUCCACAUCUCUGUAUCUCGCUGGAAAGAACCCAAAGGAGCAUCGUACGGACCCUUGGCCCAUGGAGUCUCCAGGGGUGGAAGUAGGGGACGUGGCCACUGGUGGGCCUCACUUAGUCCCUGCCUUGUUGUCUUAUGGUCUCCACUUGCUUUUCUGUCCUGUCUUUUUCUUUGCCUCUCCCAGCAUUGCUGCUCUUUUGAGGAAUGUAGCAUCCAUUGCAGCUGACCACACCUGGUUCCGUCUAGGAAUCUACAUCUCUCCUCCCUACCACGGCCAUGCUGGUGGUCACCCCAUUGAAUGCACUCCACAGCAUGUAGCAUGCUCACUCCGUGCCCUAGCCGGGGCCCCAGGAUAGAGGGUGUCUGGGGAGGAGCUGGCCAGACACACUAGAGGAUGUACUGGGGUCUCUCUUCCCCUGGAGUGUUCUAAAAUGCCAAAGGAGCUCCCAGUGGACCCAGGAGUAGCUGGCCUUCUCAGGCAUCAAGGGUAGCCCUGUCCCCUUUGAGGUCAUUCCUGAAGGAACUGCUUGGUCAGAGGUGCCGUGGGUGGGGCUACUUGCUAAUGGAGGAAAGAGGGCUAAGGUUCAUUUGUUUUGAGCUACUGUCAGGAAACCUGUCUGGCCUGGAAUUCACUGCAUGAAGCUGUUCUUUCAGGGUUCUGCUUUCUUUGCUCAUCCUUAGACACCAGACCCUAUCUGGAGUUCUGACACACCAGGAUUCCAGCUCCCUAGCUCUGUGGGCAGCCUGGCUCUGUACUCCAGGGUGCCUCAGUCACCAGCUCUGUGCCAGCAAUACUCACCCCUCCACCUCCCUGACUUUCAGGAGUGGGCCCCUGCUCUAGGCAGUGGCCUGUACUAGGCAUCCCAGCUGCCUCUGCUUUAUUACCCCUUCCCUUGUCUGGCUGGGGCUCCUCCCACCCACUGAAAACCCGGUCGGAGGGACUAGUGCCUGGGCCGCAUCCCAAGAUGGCUGUUGUGCUUACUAAAGGCUGGCUCUAGAAUGCUGCAUCUGUUCCUCCCCUCCUUAGCUAUAGGGUAGAAUUGGAGGCUGCCUGGGAGAUGGCAAAACAGACCUAGUCCAUGUAUAGUAGGAGGAAGGAGGCAGGUAGGGGAUGGGAAAGACUCUUUGUGCCUCUCUCCUAGCCCAUGCCUCUAGCAUAAGUGCCUAGGCAGGGAGGGCUGAAGAAACCUUGGCCUGUGUGUGAAUCCCAUUUGUACAAAAACUAGGGUGCACAAAGCUGUCCCAGCCUAAAGGGCCUCCCUGUGGUCAAGAGUCCUGCACUCACUUUCAAAGGAAGGCAGUGAAGAAGCCCCUCAUGUAAACUGGGGUGAGGAGGAGAAUACUGAGCAGACUGAGGAUGUGUCUGUGCAGGCAGGGGCGCUGGGGGCCAGUUCCCUUGCCAGCCUUUCUGGCUGGGGAGUGUAUAUGCACCUCCUGUAUCGCUAGAUAUGGGGCAAAGUGCUCUUGGCUUCCAAGCCUUAAUGGGUUGGGGGGCAAGGAGGAAACUCGCUUGCAAAAGGCUGUUUUUGUCUUACUUGAGGUGUGUGCGCCUUUAAAGCAGUCACUGGAAGGUGUGAAAACCUUUUGGAGUGGAAGAGUGUCAGUGAGCCACUGACAACACAGACCUUUGUGGACGUGGCGUUGAGUCACUCCCAGAAGUGGGAGCUGUGGCAGCAGAGAGUGUCCCCAGCCUCUUAGAAGGGUCAGCACAGGGAUGCUCUAGCCAGAGGAGGGACUGAUAUGCUGGGACCUCAUGCUGACCUGCCUACAGUCUGAGGCUGUAAACUACCUAAGAGAUGGGGACUUGGCUGUCCACCUCCCUGGAAGAUAAUCCCCUCCCCAGUUGAUUUUGGGGAAUUCACUCUUUAACACUGAGUAAUCUCUUCUAGAGAUUGCUCAGCCAUGUGGGUUGUGUAAGGCUAGUGUGUACCCGUGACAGGGAGGCUGGGUUUAAAGCUCUGUUUCUCAGCACACUGGAUUCGGGGCUCCAUUGGGAUGCCAUCCCAGAAGCAGGUGUGCCCAAGUGUGACUCUUGCCUGGGAUGGGAGUGAUCUGCCCUUUGAGGAAAGGACAUUGGGUCAGGAAAUAACUGGGUCCUUGUGAGUUCCCUUACCAACAGGCCACCUCACAUAACCCCUUGAUCCAGGUGUCAGUGGUUGCAGGAGUGGGAUUUGGUCAUCCCAUCUCCUCUAAGCAGGCUAGAUCCAUCGGUGACGUGACUGGGACAGAGUGGCCCUGCACUGAUGCUGGGCUGUGGGCAGGGGCAGUGAUAAAUGACUCAGAGCAUGUCUCUGCAUUUCUGCCCUGUCCAGCCUGUCCCACUUUUUAACAGAUCCCCUUCCUACAAGGAAAGCAGAGAUGGGACUCUGACAGGAAGCGUUCUCUAGGAAAUGGGCCAAGUCUUGGUUUGACAGGGACAUUUGAUCCUUUGGGGAAGGACCUGCUCCAAAGGCGCUCUCAUCCUGCCUCUGAACAUCACCUCUUCAGCAGGUCCCGGGCAAUGGCAGCAUGCUCUGGGGUGGAGGCAGGGCUGAGGGAGGCUCCAGAGGCAGGGAUGGUGGUGCCUGGAUGGUUCUGCCCACGGGACUCGGUGCCUGGACCACUGGGGUCAAGAUAACUCUCCCAGGGCCUCAACCCCCAACCAGGGAAGCAUGCCAGCUCGUCCUUUACUGCCAGCCUGGGAGAGACCAGAAGUCUCUGUUUUUGUUUUUGUUUUUGUUUUUGUUUUUGUUUUUGUUUUUGUUUUUGUUUUAAAGACACCUGAGCCCUCCCAGGGCAUUUCUUUGAAAAUGAAAUGUAGCACAAUCCUCAACUGUGUUCCCAGGAACCCUGGCAUACCCAGAGCUCCUGAUACCUCACGUUCUCCAUCGUCCUUGGCCCUCGCAGGGCUGCUCUUCUGUGUUUCUCCGAUUGCUUCCAGCACUGUGCAAACUGUUACGAAGUCGCUUCCUUUGCCCGAGGUUGCUCUCCACUGGGUGGGGAGAUGUGGUACUUCAUGUUGUGGCCUGAAGCUUGUCCAGCAGCAUUUCUGUAGGGGCCACGGGGCAGUGGACAAGAAGAGGCCUGCUCUCCUGCCACCCCCUCUCUCUCCCACCCCUCAGUUGUUGUCUCUAAUGUUCUGACACAUACAGACGUUCUUUUGGACACACCCCCUCUCCUUCGUCGUCUUCUGAUGGAGGGUCAGAGAGGAGGUGGAGAUCCAGACUCCGUCCCUGCCUUCUCCCUCCAGUCUGCUUCUAGCCCCGGUCAGAAGAGUUCAGAAGAGGCUCGGGAGAUCAACCACCAUCAGAGAGCAGGGGAGCCCCAUCCUGUCAGCCUGGCCUGGCUGGGAAAGGGUCAUUUGGAGAGUGCCUGAGCAUCUCGGAGCAACAUCAGCAAUGCCAAAGAGAGCGACUGGGCCUCCGUGGGCAGCUCUGUCGGUGCAGCUAGACCGAACACAGCUCAGAUGGUGGCGUGCCCAAGGGAGGGGCCUUGUUCUCUGACAAAGGGCUUAAUCUUUCCAUGUAGCAAAGCAACUCCCCUCCCCCAACCCUGAGCAUGGGCUUCUGUGGGCCCAGCAUGGCUGUGCCUAUAAGAGAAGCCGUAGAGGCCAGAGACCUUAUCUCCUCCCUGUCUGUCCUAGCAAGUGCUCCUUGAAAAGCCUGUGUUGCUGCUUUGGAGAAACCAGCUCUGGCUGGACACUCGCCAGUAAGGACAGGGCCUUGGACCUGCAAGGAAGUCUAUAUAGAUGCCAGGAAGGGUCCCUGGGCCUGAGAAUUCUAGGGACAACUGAGCAUCUGCCCCAUUAGCCAAUGACCUGGACAGGGAUGGCUGUUCUGUACUAUUUUUUUUCUUAUUUUUUUUUCUUUUUGCCAGAAACUGUGACCGUGUAUGAGCUAUCUUACUGGGCCUCAGUGUCCUCACCUGUGAAAACCAGAGCACUCGCUGGUUGUUCCAUGGUUCUCCAGGCUUUCUAAGUGUAUGGCUUGGAAUUGUGAGGUGGUGAGGGGCCAGUUUCAUCCCCUGGGCCCCCAUGCUGGGAGCCGGUGUUCAUUUGGCCCAUGCCCAGAUGCUGCUCCUGAAAAGCCCAGAUGUGGCUUCACCUCUUUGUGGUUUGCCCUCCUUCUACCACUCUCUCUGAUCUUGGCAAGAAAUAACCAAGGGUUGUCUACGGUGGACAGUUUCCAAGGUGCCGUAAUGUCACCACCUAGGCUGGCUCCUGAGUAGGUCCAGGUCCCCACCAGCAGACAGGCUGGGGCAUCCGUCAUUCUGCUUCCAGAUGACAUCCAGGAAGAGUGGACACUCGAGCCUUCUAAAGGAAUUCUCUCUGAUGGGAUGAGAGAGGGAAUGUCCUUCUAAGUAUUUGGCUUUAUAAAACCACUUCUUCCCAAAUUUCUUCUCCCAAACUUUCUCUCAGAAGGCAAAGUGGCUGCUUCCUCAGGGAAAGCAGACCUGAGACUUCUAGCAGCUCCUAAAGCAAUGCGAACUCACAGAAGGCAGGAACCCCUUUUUUAGAAUUUCCAAAUGCAUCCUGCAAAGAAAGUGAGAGAGAUGGGGGGGGGGUGCCCGUUAGGGACUGACAAGCACACUGUGUAGAUAAGAAGCAAUUAGCCUUUUCUAUUUGCGCUCUCCGCAGCAUCUUUCCAACCCGCGGCUCCUGGGUGGCAGGUGGACAGCUGGGAGGGAAUACUGGCUGCCUCAUGUGAUGUCCUUGCCCAUCCCCCAAGGAGAAAAUUCUUCACAUGGCUUCUGCAUGUACAGUAUUUGGGCAGAAAAAAAAAAUAAAGUCCAUUUGAAAUUGGUCUUAUGUA